Leptopilina heterotoma is the source of this 5515-nucleotide messenger RNA. It is a transcript of the gene Usp47, whose product is annotated as ubiquitin carboxyl-terminal hydrolase 47-like. The transcript has 16 exons. Gene Ontology annotation, molecular function: cysteine-type deubiquitinase activity; cysteine-type endopeptidase activity; protein binding. NCBI's taxonomy places the organism in Eukaryota, Metazoa, Arthropoda, Insecta, Hymenoptera, Figitidae. Bases 405 to 4250 code for a protein of 1281 amino acids. The record is from RefSeq and is a predicted model, not a curated record. Gene Ontology annotation, cellular component: cytosol; nucleus. Gene Ontology annotation, biological process: protein deubiquitination.
UAUGUUAUUGAGUUUACGUACCUAUUAUUGGUGUAAAUAAAUUUUGUUUUAAUCAUUAAUAGGCGAGGUAAUUAUUAACACAUAGAGUGUUAUAUAUUUUAUCAGUUUCAAGUGAAAAUACUGUUUGUUUUUUCUGCAAUUAGUUGUGUAAAGGCUUUUGUUGCACUAAUUUAUAGAAUUACAGGAAUCUGUUUUUUUUUUUGGUGUGAAAUGCAGACAAAACAUGGCGUAAAGCCGUUGUUACACAUGUGUCACAAAAAUUAGUAAAAAAAAGAAGAGAAAACUCCUUAUGUGAUUGCUUAUCAUUUAAUUGUAUCUGUAAAUCUUGCCGUGCUUCAAAUUGUUUUUAAGAAAUUGCCUUUUAAAAUAUUAUUCCGCAGUGGAUUUAAAAUUAUUGCAGAAAAAUGGUGUGUGUGGCAAAUGAAGUUAAAUUGAAAUGCGUGGUCUGCGUUGGAGAGGAAAAAUCUGUAUUUUGCACUUUUACACUUCCAACGUCUACGUCCAUUUUGGGACUCCAUUUUAUAAUUUCAAGACUUCGUAAAUGUGAACCAUUUACCUUUGAAAUUCACUACAAUGAGACUAACUUGAUGAAGGACAAUUAUAUUACUAGGACAUUAAUUGAAUUAUUUCCUAAUUGUUUGAAACAAUCGACUGAGGAAAUUACAAUAGAAAUAAAUGAUAUACCAAAAGCGACAAUUCAAAAUAUUUGGGAAGACAUAUGUAUCGCAUUUAAAAAGGAUUCAAAUGGAAAAGAACUUGACAAUUGUUACAAACCUACUCCUACUCCUAGUAUAAGUCGAUCAGUCGAGUUUGUUAACAGUCAACCAACAAAGAACUAUGUGGGUUUAGUGAAUCAAGCAAUGACUUGCUAUUUAAAUAGUUUACUGCAAGCAUUGUACAUGACUCCAGAAUUUAGAAAUGCUUUAUACAAUUGGGAAUAUUCUGAUGGUUCCGAUAAAGAUCAGUCUACCAGUAUACCAUAUCAGUUACAAAAAUUGUUUCUCAGUUUACAGACCUCAACGAAACCAGCUGUUGAAACAACAUCAUUAACGAAAAGUUUUGGUUGGGAUUCCUCGGAAGCUUGGCAGCAACACGACAUUCAAGAACUCUGUCGAGUUAUGUUUGAUGCCUUAGAAAAAAAAUUCAAAAAUACAGAACACUCUAAUCUUAUCAAUCGACUUUAUGAGGGAAAAAUGAUAGACUAUGUAAAGUGUCUCGAGUGUAAAACAGAAAAGACGAGAGAGGACACUUUUCUUGACAUCCCAUUACCACUGAGGUCAUUUGAUAGUACAACUGCGUAUGAGAGCGUGGAGGAAGCACUAACGGCUUUUGUAAAAUAUGAAACAUUAGAUGGAAACAAUCAAUAUCAUUGCGAAAAGUGUAAUAAAAAAUGCGAUGCACAUAAAGGUCUUAAGUUCACAAAGUUUCCUUACAUAUUAACAUUGCAUUUAAAAAGAUUUGAUUUCGAUUACAAAACACUUUUUAGAGUGAAACUUAACGACAGAGUUACUUUUCCGUAUUAUAUUGAUUUAAAUUCGUUUAUUGAGAAGGCAGUGAGUAAAGAAUCUCCUUGUUUAGAAGAAGAUGCUGGAAUGAGUGUUAAAUUUGAUGAUACCUCGACGACAGACAGUGGAACUGUAGAAGAUGAUUGUCCACCUUGUAAUAAUGUGGCGCAUGAUCAAGAAAAUGACGAGGGAAUAGAUAUGAGUAAUGGAAUUGCCACGACAAAUGGUGUUGCAAAUUCCCAUGAAACUGGAAAGAAUAUUGAAAAAUGUCCAAAAGAUGAUAGUCCAUAUAUUUAUGAUCUUUUUUCAAUUAUGAUUCACAAUGGAGGUGCUAGUGGUGGUCAUUAUUAUGCGUAUAUUAAAGAUUUUACGACCAAUCAAUGGCUGUGCUUCAAUGACACAACUGUCAAUACAAUAACGGACAGUCAUAUUGAACGUGUUUAUGGUGGUGGGCCAACGAAAGCAUAUUCAAGUAGUACAAAUGCCUAUAUGCUCAUGUAUCGACAAAUAGAUCCAACUAAAAAUGAUGUACCAAUGCAAGAGAAGGAUUUUCCCGAGCACAUUAAAUUAUUAUUGGAAAAAAUGAAGGAAUCUGAGGAUGCUGAUAAAAAUUGUCAAGUUCGCAUUGAAUUGUUUUGUAAAAUUGAAGUUUAUUGCAAUCAUCCAAAAGCGAAGAAAUUAAUGAUGAAAUGGAUACGUUUAGGACAGUAUGCAACAUUUGCUGAAUUAAAGGAGAAGGCUUAUGAAAAAUUUAGUCUCUAUGGAGAUGUUGAUCUUGAUCAGUGUCGACUUGUUUUUUACGAUUCAAGAGAAAAUAUAAUUAAACAAACGUACAAGGGCAAGGAGAACGCUUUAAUUGGUGAAAUUUUUAAAAAUUACACUGAAGAUCCGGUAUUGCUCCUUGAAAUUCGUGAGAAGGAUCAAGAAUUUGAAACAUAUAAACCAAAUGGUAUCCCGUUACAAGUGUGCGUUAUAGAUCCAAUUAAUGAGGAUUUUAUUGAAGGACCAUUUAGUGUUAGAGGUCAUAAUUGUCAAAGUGGAGCGGAAUUUAAACAACAACUGUCGAAAAUUAUAAAUAUCGAACCACAAAAUAUGAAUGUCUAUAAAAGAGAUCAUUUAAGAAGUGGCUAUCAUUUAUUUGACGAUGAGAAAGUAUUACAGAGUUAUAAAUUAGAAGGUUCUUAUAAAAUAUUCGUCACAACUCCGAUUGAAUCUGAAGAAUCGGGUUCAACUAAAAUUCUUGAUCUUAUUGACAAUUUUCAAAGAGUAAUGUGGCUGCAUAUCCAAUUACCAGACAUUGACAAAGAUUAUACGGAGGAAUUGCAGAACCUUGCUUUGGAAACUAAAGAGGAAACAAUCUCCAAUGAACCGAUAGAUUCAUUGAAUUCCGAUUUGGUCGAAUCUGUUGAUAAGGAAUCAUCUCCAUCACAGGAAAAUUGUACAGAUUCAAAUGAAAAGAAUUCAAUUGAUCAAACAACAGGGAAAAGUGAAUCGGAAAUUCCAUUUGAGAGUUUAGACGUUGUUGAUGGUUUAAAAGAAAAAUGUUCAAUUCAUAAUUCAAAUGAAACUAAUGUGAAAUGUCAGGGUUUAGAAAGUGCCAGUGAAGAUAGUAGUCUAAGCGAUAGUGAAAAAACACUAGUGGACAACAGUUCUGUAAAAAAUAAUUCAUUCUACGAUAUUGAUUCAGUUUAUGAUAAACUCUGUCAAAAGUAUUCACAAACCAAUGAUGAACCUAAUUAUUAUUUCAAGAGUACUUUCGAUUCUUCAGAAGGAAAUAAUAGUCUGUUGAAAGUAUACGCGGACUAUAGAACAACAAUUAAGACAUUAAAGAAAAAAUUGGAGAAAAUUGUUGGAGUUCCGGUUGAUUCGUUCAAUGUUUGUACACAACAAAAUUCAGAUUCUUCAGAAGCGGAAGCUAUUGGUUUAAAUAAUAAACUUGGUGUUUAUAGCAAUGGCCAAAGAUUUUCCAUUGUAUUAGAUGGUGCACUUCGAAAGAAUGAAAUAAAAUUGAAAUUUUAUGUAUUAAGUCUAACGUCGACACAUGAGCCGCAUAGAUAUUUAAUGACCUACACUACUUCUCAAGACAUGACAGUUGCUCAAGUAAAGAAAAUAAUGAUUGAUCAAGUAAAACGGAAAUGUAAUGUUGAUAUUCCAAUGAAUAGGCUCAGGUUCAGGGAGAAAUUGAAUACAUUUAUGUCGGACAUACUGUUUAAUGAUAUGCAAAUGGGAAGUGUUUUUCUUAAUAAGGAAAAUGAAAUUGUCAUUCAAGAAUUACAGGAAGAUGAGACUGUUUUUUCGGUUAAUCAAACUGUUUUAUUUGUUCGAUAUUGGUCGAGAAGUACACUUGAACUUCAAUCCUGUCAAGAGAUUGUGUUUGAAAGAAAUAAUCUUUCUGAUAUGAUGGAGAAGAUUGCGUCCUUAUCAAAUAUACCGAGAGAAAAUCUCGAAAUAGCACUGGGGAAAGGUGAUUUUCCAUGUGAUUGUAGAAGCUGGCUUAAUUUGGAUAGCGAAGUAAAUUGGAGAACGGAAAGUCAAGAGAACGAGAAGACCUUAAUUAAAUUAUAUGUUGGAAUCGUUAUCUUGUACAGAAAUUCGCAAGAGCCUUUAAAGAAAUUAAAUCCCGAAGAGACUGCAGAAUUUAUGAAGAGUGAAAGAUUACUUUCAUAUGGUUCAGGAAUUCCAAAUUAUUAUAGUCAUCGAAGGGAAAAGCCAUUGAAAAUAUACUUCAAUUCGGAUUGCGACUGAAGAUAAUUUAGAUAUUUUUGAAUUGUGCCCGAAAUCAGACACAUUGAGAAAGAGAUUUUUGUCGUAAUCUUCAUAUUACUCCGACAUUCAAGUCUUCCUUUCUUAAAGAAAAAAAACUUUAGUCUUUCUAUAAAAUGGAGAAAAUAUUUCAUUAGUUCGAAGAUUUAUCAGUUUUUGAGAUAGGAAUUUUUUUCUAAUUUUAAUUUUUUCAGUUAUUAAUCGAUGUUUUUUUUCUUGUUAUACGACAUUUUUAUCUCCUCCUAUUUCGAUUCUUCUCUUUGUCAUAAUUAACUGUAUAAAAGAAAAUUAAAGAAAAUCAACAAAUUCUGUAAAUAACAUAUAUAUUUAAGAACUCUGCUCUAACAAUUCAGAAAGUGUAACAAAAGAAAAUCAAUCUGUAACUGUAAAAAAAAUAAUGGACGAAUUUAUAAAAUUUUUUUGGUUUUGAUAUUUAAUAUUUUUAAAGCUAAUGUAUUAUAAUGUUUGCAAAUUCUAUUUUAAAUGAUGAAAAAUUGCAUUUAGAUUGUGGCUCUUGACGACAAUUUUCUAUACUGAAGAAAAUGGUUUUAUGAAUUUUGUUUUUCUUUUACUAUGAAAAAAAAAUAAAAAAAACACAGUGUUAUUCGUUAAACACUUUAAAAAAAAAUUACUAUUCGUCAUAUUUUCGGAUUUUUAAUGUUACAUACUAUUAUGUUUAAGUAAUAAAUUAUUUAUUGUAUGUGUGAAAUUUCGACACUUGAGAUUGUUUUUAAUUUAAUAAUUAUUACUUUAAGAAGAAAGGAGAGCUUCGGUUGCUUCUGGACUAGAAUUAUAUUCUUUGUCAAGAAAUUUGAAUGUCUAAAUUAUGUUUUUUGAGUGAAAGAAUUAAAUUAUAAAAUGAAUAAAUAAAUUAAAUUAUGAAAUUAAUGAAUAUUAAAUUAUAAAGUUAAUAAAUUAAUGAAAGUGUAAAAAUAUAAAUUAAACAUUUUUUUAAUAAAAUGUGGUUUUUAAGAAAUAAGAAUUUUAUUUAUUCAUUUACGAUGCUCUCUUUUCUUCAAUAAAUUACUUUUAUAAGAAUGAAAAUGUUGAAUUGCAAAAAGCAAAUUGUAAAUGUAAUACGAAAACAUAAAGUGGAGAAAAAAUUAUGUGAAGUUGCAUCCUCUUUGUGGAUAAACUUAAGACUUAUUACAUCUCUCCUGACCAUUGACGAUCAAAACAUUUUUCUGUAUUAUACACUAUAAAGAAAUUAUAUUUAUAAUUAUUAACAAAGGAAUAUUGAAACUGAA